Plasmodium gallinaceum is the source of this 216-nucleotide messenger RNA. Its product is annotated as conserved Plasmodium protein, unknown function. NCBI's taxonomy places the organism in Eukaryota, Apicomplexa, Aconoidasida, Haemosporida, Plasmodiidae. The transcript is spliced from 2 exons. The coding region runs from base 1 to 216 and encodes 71 amino acids. The record is from RefSeq and is a predicted model, not a curated record.
AUGGCAAAUUCAAAUAAAGAUAAAAAUAUACGCUUAGAGAGGCACAGUGCAGGAAAGACACCUGCUUAUGGUGAUUCAAGUGUUCGUGCAGGAACAGGAAAAUUUAAUUGGGGUAAUACGACAGAUAUAUCAUUAACCGAACAAAAGCCAAUAGAUCAAAAAGAUCCAAUGUAUGAUAGUGACAAUGAAAAAAAUAAUAGAGAAGAAAAAAAGUAG